ACGGCUCAAGACAUUCCCCUCUAUUGACGAAUACAAAUAAAUACCACCAAAAACGAAAAGAGAACAGAACUUCCAGUGCCUGUGAUAUGAAAUUUCUGGUAAUCUUGAUAUGAACUGGCAUAUAUAUAUAAGAAGCUAGUCACUGUCUUAGAAAACAGGUGAAACUGGUUAUUGUAGGAGUGGUCCGCAAGGAAUUAGCCAGUAUAUAUUGACUUCAAAGCUGCCUAGAAGAUCAUCUGCAUUUCCUUCAUCCCUUUGAUCCCAAAUGGCCAUUUCUUUGCAGAAGUUGAGUAUAGUUAUCAUUUCAGUUUUGGUUGUCUUCUUCCCUUGUCCACACUUUUCACUAUCCAAAACAUGUCCUUCCCAAGAAUCUGAAGCUCUUCUUCGUUUCAAAGAGGGCUUGAAUGACUCUGAAGGUCUUCUCAGCUCAUGGGUAAAUGGAACAGACUGUUGUACCAUGUGGGAUGGCAUAUCCUGCAACAAUCAUACCAACCAUGUAGUCUCUGUUUCUGUAAACUCUUUUGAAGGCGUUCAAGGUUUGAUAGGUGAAAGCUUGUGCCAACUUCGUUUCCUCAAAUCACUGACCAUAAACAGAGUAACAGGUACUACCACUCUUCCUCCAUGUUUGGGAAAUCUCCCUUAUAUUGACUCUUUAGAUUUAAAGAGUAAUGGCUUGAGUGGGAGGAUUCCCUCUUUUGUUUGUUUGCUCACUAGCCUUACACACCUUGAUCUUGGUAGCAAUAAAUUCAAUGGAACCAUACCUUCCUGCUUGAAAAAUCUUUCUUCUUUAAAAGACCUCUGGCUUUCUGAUAACCAACUCAGUGGAAGCAUACCAGAUUCUCUGGCAAAUAUUUCUUCUCUCAGGUGGCUUGACCUUGGAAAUAACCACUUAAGUGGGAGUAUACCUGCUUCUCUUGGAAGUCUCCCUUUGUUGUGGGACUUAACCCUUAUGAGCAAUCAAUUGAGCGGUAAUAUUCCAGAUUCCUUGGGUAAUCUGUCCUUACUUGAUGGGUUGUUGAUUUCCAAUAACCAACUAACUGGGACAAUUCCUCCUUCAUUUGCUCAGCUUUCCUCCCUUACAACCUUGUUUGGUGAUGGCAACCAUUUCAAUGAAACCAUCUCUUCUUCAUCAUUACCAGCUUCUUUAUUUAUGCUAGGUUUGUCACUAAACCAUCAGCAGAUAAUUUCAGAAACUUUCUUUCAGAACCUUACAAACUUAAAGUUUUUGGACUUAUCCGAUUGUGUGCUAAAUAUUAGCACAACCUGGAUUCCAUCUUUUCAGUUAACUGAAAUAAGCUUAGUGUCAUGUAAGAUUGAUGGAGAAAUUCCAUCUUGGCUUUCCACACAAUUCUCUGUUGUUACACUUGAAUUAGUUAACAACAGUCUUGUAGGAGAAAUUCCUUCUUGGCUAUGGGAAACUAGUUAUCAGUUGGAAUCUUUAAAUCUUUCACGAAAUCAUCUAGAAGGAAGUCUAUUCUCAAAUACUUCAACAUUGAUGCAACUAGAAAGGCUAGAUGUGUCUAGAAAUGCAUUGAGUGGGAACAUCCCAUCAAUAUCAUCUCCUUAUAUACAACAUUUGCUAUUCAAUGACAAUUUGUUUAGUGGCAAUAUUCCUCCAAGUCUGGGUAGAUUAUCUAUACUUGAGCAAUUAAAUCUGGCAAACAACUUCUUAAGUGGAGUGAUCCCUGCAAGCUUGUCCGAAUGCUCUUAUCUUCAAGUCCUAAAUUUGGCAAAUAAUAAUUUGGAAGGAAGCUUACCACAUGAGUUCAGUAAGCUAAGUCAUUUAUAUUCAUUAGUUGUCCAUAGCAAUAACCUGAGUGGAUCAUUACCUCCCUCAAUAGCCAACUGUUCAGAGUUACAGGUUCUAGAUAUUGGGAACAACUUAUUUGGAGGUGAAAUACCAACAUUUGUUGGAAACCUUUCAAAUUUGAGAGUGUUGGUGAUGAAAGAAAACAAUUUUACAGGAAGUAUUCCUUCAGAGAUUGGCCAACUAUUGAACCUUCAGAUCUUGCUCCUUUCUUCCAAUCAUAUCUCAGGUUCAAUUCCACAUACAAUUACAUCAUUGCAAGCAAUGGCAAUAGAAAGUCAAGAUGGUUUUAUCUUGUCCACAUCCCAAUUGUCUUAUGCGCUACUAUAUCAAGAUGGAUUGGAUAUGACUUUGAAAGGUACAAAUCAACACUACCCAUAUAUUCUUUCCACUCUCACAUCCAUAGAUCUGUCAAACAAUGAACUGGAGGGAGAAGUUGCUUCUGAUUUUGGGAACUUUAAGGGGUUGAGGCUUCUAAACCUUUCAUUUAACAAUUUGAAUGGAAGGAUUCCAAACAGUUUGGGAGAAAUGAGUCAGUUGGAGUCAUUAGACCUUUCCACAAAUAAAUUUUCAGGACAAAUCCCUGCAGAGCUUGAAUCUCUAAGCUAUUUGGGUUCACUAAAUUUAUCAAACAACAAUCUUUCAGGAAGCAUACCACAAGGACGACAUAUGACUGGCACAUUUGGAGAAUCCUCUUAUUCAGGGAAUGCAAAUUUAUGGGGAUGUCCCCUACCCAAAAAUUGUUCUUGGCCCCAAUUUGCCCCUCCUCCUCCUUUUCCAAUUAACGAGGGAAGGAAAAGCAAUGAGUAUCCAUGGUUUGAAAUAGCAGUGGGAUUGUCAUUUGGAGCAGCCUUUGGAGGGAUAAUGGGAUUGAUCUUGACAAGAAUUAGUUGGAGAAUGAAAUACUUCAAUACGAUUGAUACAAUCCUGAAGUUUUUGUUUCCAUGGAUGAAAGAUUUGACAUUAUGAAUGGAAACAUCUACAAUUGAAAGAAGUUUUAGAGGAAACUGUUUCUGGUAGGAUUGUCUCUUGCUCUGUCUGCUUCACAGUGAAAAUCUUAUCAGUCUUGGUCAGUGGUCUUGAAAGCAUAGUAAUCAUGGUUUGGGAAGGACCUACCCAAACAAAAAAUCUCAUGUAUGAAGAAAGGAAAGCUCUUUAAUUUUUCUUAAGUUAGCCAUUUUGU
Molecule: messenger RNA, 2990 nt
Organism: Cryptomeria japonica (Japanese cedar)
Lineage: Eukaryota; Viridiplantae; Streptophyta; Pinopsida; Cupressales; Cupressaceae
Product: LRR receptor-like serine/threonine-protein kinase RGI5
Exons: 2
Coding region: 266-2776 (836 amino acids)
Molecular function (GO): protein binding
Source: RefSeq, a predicted model, not a curated record